Molecule: messenger RNA, 8586 nt
Organism: Varroa destructor (honeybee mite)
Lineage: Eukaryota; Metazoa; Arthropoda; Arachnida; Mesostigmata; Varroidae
Product: WD repeat-containing protein 26-like
Biological process (GO): proteasome-mediated ubiquitin-dependent protein catabolic process
Cellular component (GO): GID complex
Molecular function (GO): protein binding
Source: RefSeq, a predicted model, not a curated record
CUAGAAUCUAAUAAAUACACGAUUUGAAUUAACUAAAAUUACAUUGCCUAAAAAUAUUGUAAAUAAAAACCAAGUGAUUAAUCGAACUUUAUUUUCAAGAAUACAGCAAGCUUUGGAACGACACCGUUUGCUCGACCUUAGCUAUGAAGGGACGUAAACAGAGCCCGGAGUUAAAAGUAUGGUAGAACACAUUUCCUCGUAUUUUCAAAAAAGCGUUUCUAGAAAGUUCCAAAACGAUCGUGUCACCGCAUCUAACGGAUGAACCUAGGGUUCCGAGGGAACGUCUCAUAUAUUCUUUACCACGAUAACGUUCCAGCUCGUAGUUCGUUGAUAAUAGAAAGUUUUUGCUGAAUCUUUUAGCCCCGUUUCUACUUUAACAUUACCCAUCUAGCCGAUCUUUUUCUCAGUGAGUUUUCACUGUCAAAAUUUGAACAAGAUUCUAAAAAAAAACAAAGAUUUAGUUACUAUAUAUGGUUAAAGGAAAAUCGCUGAAAGAACGCCACGGCAUGUUAAACAUUGACUUUAAAGAUGUCUCAAUCAUUGAAAACAAAAUGGCAUACGUGUAUUUAUGGAUGUGUUGGGUGCGAUUCGUAUUGUUUUCAUAGAGACCGACAACCAUAUAUAUAUAUAUAUAUAUAUAUAUAUAUAUGCAUUGUUAUUACGUGUUGCUAUGUGAUAGUCAAGUCAUCGGUUAGAAAGGUGAAAAACAAAAUAACAGCAGGACAGAGUUUACCGAUAAAUUAUGUUCUUGUCUAUAAACGUUAAGGAGUUUUUCUUUAAGAGUUGCUGUUGUUGACGUAAAUAGGAAAACCCGAGUGAGUGAUCACCCUUUGUAUUUAAAUAAUUGAUUGAAAACAGAGCUUGGUCUAUAUUAAAAGCAUUAAACUAUUGUUGAUUCAUUCUCACGCAUAGACUGCAUUUCCUUAACAUGCAUUGUUUUUAACAUUACCUAACAAAAAAUCAUUUACUUAAAGAUGUCCUGCCAUGGGGGAGGUAUUAAACCAAGAAAAUCCAAACAGUUAAAAAGCUGCUACUUUGUAAAACUACACACAAAUUUAGUGUUUGACGCAAAAAUAUUUGCUUUUUUUCUAUUAAGUUAUCCCAGUAACUAUAUAUUACAAGAAAACAAAGUUAAUCUAAAUAUGACGAUCUAAUUAUAUAUGCUGAAGAACAACAAAUAUUGCUUUUAAUAUAAAUCUAUCUAGCCUAGUUAUUGUAAUUGCUACGUAGGGCUGCAAGCAAUACAUAAUAAGCAAUUUAGUUAAACGUCUCAUUCUAAUGUACAUGUCCCUUUACGUGGUAAGAAAAGUAGCAAAAUUACUACCCUAAGAUUUAAAAAAAUAAAUAAAAAAGAAGAACAGAAAAAAACGGUAAACUAUGUUGUCCAUGUUUUCCAACGAAACAACGUCCAAAGACACUUCAUAGCCAAAAGCUAUGAGGCACUUCAGGUCGACGGUUAGCCAAGGACCAAAAACCUUUCCUAUCUAAAGUACGCGAUGAUACAAAAUGGCUGCUUUUCGCGGGCUUCCGUUCCGUUUAUUUCCGUUGUCGUCUUCCGCAACCAAUCCUGGCAUACUGUCCUCGCCACUUAGCAGACAACCGUCGUCCACCGUGACGUCAUCAACACCACGAAUCAGCUGUUUGAUAAGGCCGUUCGAGGAGACAGCGUUGUGCUACUUUGUUGCUGCUACUGCUCCUUCUGCUGCUGCCUAUUUCGUCCUGUGUUUGUUUGCUGUGUGUGUGGGUACUGUUGGUGGAGAGCUUUCUGGAUGACCAACCGUCCAACGACGAACAAGCUCAGAGUAUUCUUUCUUUCCUUUCAUCUGUGAUCGUGCGAAGUUCGUUAGUCUUCGUCUCGUUUUAACCAUUAAUCAGCACUAGCCACUAACGAUGAAUGAGGCGAGUUGUGCGAGGCGGUAAUCGAGCAUUUGGCAUCUAACAUCCAGGCGUCGCACGCAGCAACGGUGGCCUGCCUCUGUGCGCCUAUAUGGAGAGACUGCAGCUUAUGUCGUCUGUGUUGUCUGUGCUGAUUUGCUACUGCUGCCGUUAUCCUCAGUAAUAGAAACACAACUUCGAGAGAUAAAGCCACGGUCGGGCAUCGCGCGUAUUGUGUCGGUUUCCGAGUGGCGUACCAGCUUACUACCGUUGAAUGCUAACAGCUAGUUACGAAGCAGCCGUACGAAGCAAUCGGCCGCAUCGAACUGACACUCGUUGUUCGUCCAUGGUUUCGUGCUGUGACAGCUGAGAAUUCCCCACCUGCAACUGUGGCGAGUUAGUGGUAAUCACGAUUGCAUAGUCGUUUCUGAUCACAGCCAUAUAAAGACCAAUGCGUAAAGACUGCUGCUGCUGCUGCUGCUGUUGUUUAGUAUAGCUGGUUUUGCUGACUGGCUGGCUAGGUGGCUUCUUUGCUGUCUCGUCCGUGUGCCCUGGGUAAGGAGCAUACAUACGACAAUUGUUCAGUGAAUAAAAUUGUCAAGUUCGGGUCCUGUCGUCCUAAUUUGCAUUCACCUGGCCACCAAUGUUUGUGUGCCUGCUAAGGUGCUCUUGGCCUUUCGUCCCAGCAUUGGUGCAUGUCUGCUGACAGCAGUGCUUUGUUCUUUAUAUAUAUGUGCGUGUUUCAGUGGCUCGCAGCACCGUCGUUAUCUCGUCGUGCACUUAAACCAUCCGACCAGCAAGUGAUCGUCAGCAUCAACAAAAUUUUGCCAGUCGCGACGGCACCAGCAGCAUUAACAACAUUAACAGCAACAGCAGUAGCACGUAUAGAAGCAACAGGACAGUGCUUAGCUGUCCGCUUUUCUUCUAAUUCCUAAGAUUGGUCGCUCACUACGGAGUAUCGUGGUACAGCCAUCCGCCAUUCAGGGGCAGUAGUGGCGGAUCCGGUGGCAUUAACAACUUGGGCUGCUGCGGUCGUGGUCGUUGGUGCGAGAACGGCUGGCCCAGACACGACAUUCGCAGCAGUGCUACUUUUUAGGGGUGGUGGUGUGGAGAGACAUUGGCUGGCGUCACGGGGAGACGUCCGGAACCGAGGGUGGCGUCACGCAGGAGGCCCGAGGACGGGGGAUCGCCUCCCGAUAUCUCACUUAAGCGAGCCCGCACGUCCGGUCCAGCCGAGUCGUCUUCGUCAGCGUCCACAGCGACAGCUGCCGAAACAGGGGGGAGAAGCCAGGCAACAACAAGUGUUACAGCGACAACGACCAGAACGACAGGAGAGGCAACGACGCCCGCGACACCUGCCCCCCGUGGGGGCGUCGUCGCCCCCGACGACGUCCGUUCGUCAUCGGCGACUUCGUCCCCAGUUGAAGAAGAGGUGACGGCCGACACCGGUAGUUCAUCUUGCCGUCGAUCCUCGUCAUCAAAUCUUUCCGCCGCCGCAACAGCAGUCACGACAAUGUCAUCAAUAUCAGCUGAUGGCGAUGCGUCAUACCGCAACGGAAAUAGUGGCAUCCCGACGGCUGUAGCGUCAGGCACCACAGGAUCGAAUAACGAGCCAGCAACAACCAAUAUGACGAUGACGAACGCCGGUAAUCAGCUAAGUUCGACCGAUGCGAAUGGCGGGGGUGCCGACCCCUCGGAAAAUAGUAAUAGUACUAACAGUAGCAGGGCCACUACAGGUGCAAGCAAUAGUAACAACAGUAGUUCGAGUUCGACUUCGAGCAACUCGACGAACGGUCAUGUGUCGUCGAUGGAAGGGAACCAUAGAAGUGGGGGGACAUCUAGGGACUCGCCAGGACGCAAUGGAGGAUCUGUCACGCUCAACCUGCCAUCGAGAGACCCGUCCGAGCUAGACAUCAUUCGGAUUAUUGGACAACAUCUACGAACGCUUGGUCUACAGCGAACAGCGCACGCUCUUGCCGAGGAAUCUGGCCUUACUCUCGAUCACCCACUGGCAAGCAAACUUCAAAGACAUGUCAUGGAUGGCGAGUUGGAAGCCGCUGUUGCAGAUGUUGAUGAGUUGGAACCUAGCCUGCUGGGUUCAAAUGCAAGAAUCAAAAUGCAUUUCCUCAUUUUUGAGCAGAAAUUUUUCGAACUUCUCGUACGGAACAAACCGCUAGAGGCAUUAAAUUGCCUUCGACAUCAAAUUAGUCCGCUCCGACAUAACUUUUCUCGGGUCCACGAACUCUCCAGAUACCUGAUGAUCACCGAUUCAAAUCCUGUAUUGGACACAUUUCGAAUAGAUGUGGGGGAAACACGUCUGACUUUAGUGGAACGUUUACAAAAAUUCCUUCCUGCAUCAAUAAUGCUGCCUCCGAAAAGAUUACGGAAUCUCCUUGCCAAGGCGCAGUAUUAUCAGCUUGACCGGUGUCCUUUACAUUAUUUGGGGCCGGACAACGUAGCUGGCGAAGAAGAGUUGAUGCCAGAUGUAUCUCUUCUCACCGAUCACGUUUGCGAUCGAAGGAACUUCCCGUGCACUACCACACAGAUUCUGUCGGAGCAUGCGGACGAGGUUUGGGUAUGUGUGUGGAGCCACAGUGGACUGCGUCUGGCAACGGGUUCAAAGGAUUCAACAGUUAUUCUCUGGGAUUUAGAUCCCGAAACACUGCAAUUGAAGGUCCGUUACACUCUUGAAGGUCAUACUUAUGGAAUCACCUGUAUCUCGUGGAGUCCAGAUGAUAGCUUAUUGCUCGUCUGCGGUACUGAAGAUUCUUCCGAUAUCUGGAUGUGGGACACCCUCAGUGGUCGUCUCCGCCAGAAGCAUUCGUAUUCUGCGGAUGAUAGUUUGACGGCGUGUGGUUGGCAAACCCCGAUCCGAGGAAGUAAUACAUUUACAUUUUUAGUAGGCGGUGCUCGAGGGCAGUUCUAUUACUGUGAUCUUGACGGGACUGUUGUGGAUUCCUGGGAAGGCGUCCGAAUUGUCUAUAUGCGCUGCCUUGACGACGGCAAAACUGUACUUGCUGCCGAUAGUCAUAAAAGAAUACGCAAAUACUACACAGAUGAUAUGCGCGAGGAGCACUUUAUAUCGGAAAGUUGCGCGGUCAUGUCGUUCGCGGUCGAUAAGGCAGGAAAACAGAUAGUGCUCAACUUAAACGGACAGGGCCUGCAUCUUUGGGAUAUUGAAACCAAGACACUGGUGAAGCGUUUCCGGGGCGUCGUGCAAGGUCACUAUACAAUUCAGUCCUGUUUUGGUGGUAUCGGAGACAAUUUCAUUGCAUCGGGUAGCGAAGACCACAAGGUGUACAUAUUCAACCGAUCGAAAGAAACGCCAGUCGAAGUCUUAAGUGGUCACAUACGGACGGUGAAUAGCGUUGCAUGGAACCCUCACUUUCCGCAGUUGCUUGUGUCUGCAUCUGAUGAUGGAACCCUGCGACUCUGGGGUCCGGAUACAUCAUGUGGGAUACCUUCUGAACCGAAUAUUUCGAUAGACGGUAGCAGCGGCAGUAUAGGCAGAGCGGAUGUCAGUACCGCAGAUGUGAGCGGCGAAAAUAUUGGAAGUGAUAACGAAAUGGCUGAUUAGGUAUGGAUAUAUAUAUAUUGAGAAAAGCAAUGAUAGGAGAUCUACAAAAUCAACGUUAUAGCAAAGAUUUUUAACAAUUACUGACCUACCUAUUAUAUGUGAACAUGGAAUUUAGACCUUUAUUAUGGCUCCUAUUAUUCAUAUUAUUCACCUGCGUGUGCGCGAAGACAGUUCAUAUAACGGCGCAUUUUCGAAAAGUUAUCCACUAAACAGAUAGCUUGUGUUUUCAUAAAGCUGAGUGAGCGACUGCCCGAUGCGACAUUUUUGUUGCUUUUUAAAGCGUUCGCCUACAUUUUUUUUUUUUUUAUUUAUAAGUGAUCUUUUGCGCAGAUGUAUUUACCAUGAAGAAUCUUCUGAUGUGUGGUUGACUUAAUUUAUCUCAGUUAUCUCUAAGAUUUCAUUUUAUUAUCAUUAUUAUUAUUAUGCCGACUCCGAGUCAUUCAAUUAUUGACAGGCGUCCACUUUGUAUAGUGGUUAACUAUUUCGAGGUACUGUUUAUCUUUUUUUGUGAAGUAACGAGAUCCUCUUUUAGUUAAAAUCCAACUGGGGUUGGGUUUUUCUAACGUAUAACUCACGGCCUGCAUCAGUUGUUAUUACUAUUUACUUUUUCCCAUUACCUGCUGGACGUGCGCUGUUGGCAUUUAUUUAAUAUGUGCGUACGCAUAGACAUAUAAAUACAAAAUAAACAUAUGUAGAUUAGAGUGGUUCCAUAAGCUGUGGCUAGCUCUUAUGUCCGCUAUUUUUUUGAAUUGAUGAUUGAGCGAUCGGUUGAAUUGCUGUUUCAUAUGGAAAAGGCACAAUACUGUUGAGAGCAAGAGAAGUUGCUAGGCGUAGGUUAAAUAUAAACAUCCCUGAAUCAUGACUUUAGGGGGAUAAAACAGAGCGGCUUAUAUUCUAGAUUCAACACAAUUUUACACACCAGAUAUACUCCUCUUCAAUAAAAUUCGAUGCGCAGGGUUGGCAGCACCAAAGGAAAAACAAACUUGAAUUGGUAAUAUCUAAUUUUCUGACGGAUGUAAGGCCACAGAACCGUCACAAGGAUCUAAAAGACCUUGGAUUUGAGAGAGUGCCAACGGAAAGUACCGAAAUGCAAUCUGUAAACAGCAGCUCUAAGUCUCCAAGGUGUUGGAUGGUCGAAUUUUCGUUUUUUAUAAAAUUACGAAAAGUACAUAUAAAUGAUAAAUUUUGUAGGGGUACAUCAUUACGGUUUGUCUUCAUUGGAGGUAAUACGUAUAUAGAAAAGCUAGCAAAUGUAUCCUUGCUGUCUUGUUUCCUAUUGCACAAAUCGAAACAGAUUGAGAUGUGUCGAAAGGAAUUGUCAUUUGCACAUGUCACACGUAGGUAGUCACUAGUUUACUAAUAGCACAUUAACGAUGUGCUGGUGUUUUUACAAGUAUUCAGGUGACCAUCAUGCAGUCGCCUGUUUCUCGUAUAUAUGUACAUGUUCCUUCAAUAAUAAAUGUAUGACCUUAAGGUAAAGGUGUAUAACUCUGAUAGCGGACACUUAUCGCUGUAGGCCAGGCAUUGCUGGCUUGCGGGGAACCGAGCACAAAUACUGCAUGCCUCUUCUCUACUGUAUAAACAGUCGUUGGAAGAAAACAUUUUGCUUUUCCUAAUUUUUCGCUUGCUAAUUUCUAAACAGCUAUUAGCAAUGUCGGCGUAGGUUCUCCGAUCAUUUUCGCCCUGUCAACUGCCAUUUAGUGGCUAUUUUUUUACUCUUUGCAUUGUUUUACCAGAUCUGCAACUACUGCCGUGUUUCUAACUGAAAGCAGUAGGUUGUCUAAAACGGUAGCGUUUCGCACCACCUGUGAAGUUUGAGUAUAACAUGACGUCGUUCAAGAGGUAAACGAAAUUAACAAACAAACCUGCUAGCUUUUUGAUCACGUGGACAGACUGAAGUGCCAUAAAGAUGACGUGACUCUGCACUCUCAGAACGGCAGAAACCAUGCCCUACACUUUAAGGUAUCACCUUGUCGUAUCUGGCAGAGUUGUGUGGGUCACAGGCAUCACUAUAUUAUACUACUGCUACUUGCAGCAGCGAUUCCGAGGCGAUGCAUAUUGUGUGGCAUGCCGUUCACAUUGUUUUUGAAACCUAACCCAUUAGUUAGUACUCAACUGAUUGGGGUCACUCAGGCAACCGCUCACUACUCUAUGACUCUUAGCUGUUGAUAUGUCAUAAGAUUCUCUGUCUGUUGCAACUACAGCUAUCAGGUCAUACGAUAAAAGAAUGGCGCUGUUUCAAAUGUUUUUUUGGUUAUUACCUCUCCACUUCGAAGUGGAUAAACCCGAGAGCGCCGUUUCUUGUUUGUAAGUCCGUUAUAAUUUCAUUGUACGUUGGACAAUAUUUUUUGUCGAGUUUAGGUUUUGAGGAGUAAUGUUCCUGAUUAAGGAAAAAUGCGCCCACGACAUCUGGUCUAUUCCGCCUUUUACCGAGUUCACAAGGUUGCUGAAGCUGCCCGGGAUAUUUGUGCCGUGUGUGACAUGUACUUCAUGUUUAAGAGGACUACUCAAGGAUGACUUGCCAAGUUCAAUAGCGACGUCUUGAAACUGAAAGCCGGGCAGUACGUAACCAUUCUGGCAGGUGUGCUGGACGGAACGAUUACGCGUGAUAAAAAGUUCUGUCUUCACAUCAAUAUGAAGCAAAGAAAAGGAUGAAUAAAUCCGGAAGAUAUGCGUGAGAGUUAAGCCAGAUUUUUACCUCAAGAAGACUAUGAUCUGUAUUCAAUAAGACUGGAAGAAUCUUAAGCACUGCUAAAUAUUUCUGAAAAACAAGACGAUCAAUAGUAAUAAAAAAAAAAAUAAUAUCUAUAUUUCGCCUAAAUUUAUUAAGAAAACAAUGCUAUCUAAUGACAGUGCGUGGUCAUUUUUCGCUACGUCAAUGCCAGACCACACGGCAAGGGUUGUUGACGUCACCCUGCAAGGGCUGGAAUCAAAGGUUCUUUCGCAGCCUUACUUCAACGUUUCCUGAUCACUCACAAGUGAAAUAAGCAGCAACACCUUUUACAAUGAAGAAAUUCUGGAAAAAUAGCUGAAAGAGUUCAAUAGCAGAGGUGAGCGUUUUUUGUAAGACGGAACAAAUAAAUUCGUUGAGAGAUGGGGGAAGGUCGUAGAGAGUAAUACAUUAUUAAUAAAUG